Molecule: messenger RNA, 2838 nt
Organism: Phyllopteryx taeniolatus (common seadragon)
Lineage: Eukaryota; Metazoa; Chordata; Actinopteri; Syngnathiformes; Syngnathidae
Product: inhibitor of nuclear factor kappa-B kinase subunit alpha-like
Exons: 22
Coding region: 183-2468 (761 amino acids)
Biological process (GO): tumor necrosis factor-mediated signaling pathway; positive regulation of transcription by RNA polymerase II; peptidyl-serine phosphorylation
Cellular component (GO): cytoplasm; IkappaB kinase complex
Molecular function (GO): IkappaB kinase activity; ATP binding
Source: RefSeq, a predicted model, not a curated record
UCUGACUAGCCGAUGACGUCACGCAGGAAAGUCCUGCAUACAGUCGCUGUCGGAGUUUGUCGGGCACAAAAGAAAAAGAAACGACAACAAAAGAAAAAGAAAAGGACCAAACGUGUCGGCCUUGUUCACGCGGCUCAUGUAGGACGAGACGACGAAGACGUUGCGGCGGUAGUAGCACCACGAUGGAGAAGCCUCCGUUCCGACACAGCCACAACUGCGGCGACUGGGAGCUGAAGGAGCGGCUGGGCAUGGGGGGCUUUGCCCACGUUUAUCUCUACCAGCAUCAGGUGAGCGGUGAGAAGCUGGCGGUGAAGAUGUGCCGACUGGAGCUGACGCCCAGGAACAAGGACCGCUGGAGCCGAGAGAUCCAGAUCAUGAAGAAGUUGAACCACAUCAACGUGGUGACGGCGCGGGACGUCCCGCGAGAAAUCGGCUCCAUCGCCUUGAACGACCUGCCGCUGCUCGCCAUGGAGUUCUGCUCGCACGGCGACCUCAGGAAGGUUCUCAGUAGGCCGGAGAACUGCUGCGGUCUGAAGGAGAGCGACGUUCUGGCCUUGCUCAACGAUGUGGGUUCUGGUAUCCAGUACCUGCACGAGAACAAGAUCAUUCACCGCGACUUGAAGCCAGAGAACAUCGUGCUGCAGGAAGUCAACGGGAAGCUGGUGCACAAGAUCAUCGACCUGGGCUACGCCAAAGACCUGGACCAGGGCAGUCUGUGUACGUCCUUCGUGGGCACGCUGCAGUACCUGGCGCCCGAGCUGUUUGAGAACAAAGCGUACACGGUGAGCGUGGACUACUGGAGCUUCGGGACCAUGAUCUUCGAGUGCAGUUGCGGCUUCAGGCCCUUCCUGCACAACCUGCAGCCUGUGCAGUGGGCCAGCAAGGUGCGCAACAAAGGUCCAAAAGACAUCAUGGCGGUGGAGGAGGCCAACGGAGAAGUGCGCUUCUCCACGCAUCUUCCGUACCCCAACAAUCUGAGCAGGACGCUGCUGGAGCCCAUGGAGGCGCUGUUGCAGCUCAUGCUGAAAUGGGACCCGGUCCACAGAGGAGGCGGCGUCCACCCUGACAGCAGGAAGCCGCUCUGCUUCGAUCUCCUGGAUCAGAUUCUGAGCAUGAAGGCGGUCCACAUCCUCAACAUGACCACGGCCCAGGUGCACUCCUUCCAGCUGGCGCCGGACGAGUCUCUGCACGCCCUGCAGAAACGAGUGGAGACGGAGAGCGGCAUCCACGUGGUCCACCAGGAGCUGCUGCAGGAGACCGGCGUGUCCCUGGACCCCCGCAAGCCGGCGGCGCAGUGCGUCCUGGACGGCGUGCGAGGCUGGGACGCUUACAUCGUGUACUUGUUUGACAAGAGCGCCACCGAGUACUCGGGACCGUUCAGCGCCAGGCAGCUGCCCGACAAAGUCAACACCAUCGUCCAGGAGGCCCGGACCCCGCUCCCGCUGGGCGUUCUGAAGAAGGUUUGGGCGGAGGCGCUGAGCUACAUCUGCGGCCUGAAGGACGACUACAGUCGCCUCUUUCAGGGUCAGCGCGCCGCCAUGCUGAGUCUCCUCCGCUACAACACCAACCUGACGCGGUGUAAAAACAGCAUGUUCGGAUUCUCGCAGCAGCUGAAAGCCAAGCUGGACUUCUUCCGCAGCAGCAUCCAGUACGACUUGGAAAAGUACAGCGACCAGAUGCACUACGGCAUCUCGUCGGAGAAGAUGCUGAAGGCCUGGCAGGAGAACGAGGAGAGAGCGGCGGCCUUCGCUCAGGUGGCGGAGGUGAGCCACCUGGACGACGAGAUCAUGGCGCUGCACUCGGAGAUCGUGGAGCUGCAGCGGAGUCCGUACGCGCGGCGCCAAGGCGACAAGAUGGAGCAGCUGGAGGAGCGAGCCAUGGAGCUCUACAAACAGCUCAAGCUAAAAUGCAAAGUUCCAGAGGCGGACUUGAGCAGCGACAGUUCGGAGAUGGUGAAGGCCAUCAUCCAGACUGUGCAGAACCAGGACAAAGUCCUCAAAGACCUCUACACGCACCUCAGUAAGAUCCUGAGCAGCAAACAGAAAAUCAUCGAGCUGUUCCCGCGGAUCGAGAAGACGUUGGAGAGCAUCAAGGAGGCGGACAACACCGUCAUGCAGAUGCAGAUCAAGCGGCAGCGCGAGUUCUGGCACCUUCUCAAGAUCGCAUGUGCUCAGAACUACACGCGCAACUCACUGGCGGCCAGUCCCGAGGCGGCCGUCCUUCCUCAGGUGUCGCAGUGGAGCCGCUCGGCGCCGCCCGGCAGCGCUCCUCAUCCUCUCACCUCGCUGCCCGGGCCCAACGACAGUGACGCGGCCCCCCGCCUGCUGCAGGAGACCCAGAAGUACCUGAGUCAGCUGACCAGCCUCAUGCAGGAAGCGGCCGACGAGCAGGCCAAAAGCAUGGUGGAUCAAGAUUGGAGUUGGACCAAGUACGAAACGCUGAGCAGCAAAUUAAAGAGGAAUGCGUGAGCGCGGCUGUCACGUCGCCACAAACACUAAUGAGGACCUUUGACCCCAAGAGGCGGUGUAGAUUUUCUUUGACGUUCACGUGACGUGCUUCUCUUUUCACGGUUAAAAAAAAAAAAAAAAAAAAGGCGCGGAUUGGAUGUUGGACAGGAAGUCACAAUCGCAACUGCACUUUGUAGCCUGCUUGAAGCGAUCAGUUGAACCCAAACGUUCGUUAACUGACUGAUGACUUUGUGCUGGGACCAAACUCACUCGUAGCGGUGUGUGUGUGUGUGUGUGUGUGUGACACACACAAAGAAUUCAACACAACACACAAAUGUCAUUUUAAUUUAACAACUGAUGUUUGUAAAGGUGGAAUAAAGAUGAAUCGAUA